GCGCUGGGUCAACCUGGCGAAUGUAAAGAAUCCUCAAGUGCCGCGCCAGAGCUAGAUUUUCGAGUGGAACGAUCCCAUUCGUUAACCCGCACGACAAUAAUGGUUAAGAAGAAUGCCAAUGAAAUAUAUAGCAUUGGUGAGCUUGUUGGUCAUGAUCUGAAAAAUUUAAUCAAUGGUGCAGAUGAUCAUUCUGAUGAACGUUUAAUCCAAGAAGAUACCGUUUCAACAUUUAUUCAA
Racocetra persica is the source of this 237-nucleotide messenger RNA. The record is from the annotation of a GenBank genome assembly. Lineage: Eukaryota; Fungi; Glomeromycota; Glomeromycetes; Diversisporales; Gigasporaceae.